Anopheles stephensi (Asian malaria mosquito) is the source of this 3381-nucleotide messenger RNA. RefSeq lists its product as uncharacterized. The record is from RefSeq and is a predicted model, not a curated record. Lineage: Eukaryota; Metazoa; Arthropoda; Insecta; Diptera; Culicidae. Bases 821 to 2140 code for a protein of 439 amino acids. The transcript has 3 exons.
UUUGACGUCUUCGCACACAACACAUUCGAUCGUACCUACACACUGCGAAAGUUUACGUGCAAAUUCCGCAACGCGAAGGGUGAAUUUUACUGCCGUGGUUUUCGAUUCAUCGUGCAGCGGGGUGAAAUUCGAACGUGUCUCGUCCUGCUGCAUCUUCCGGUUCCGGUCCUGUUGCGGUGCUGUGCAACGGAACACCGUGUAGUGGACGCAACGGGUUGUGCCGUGUGUCGCGAAACAACACCACAGACAAACACAGUGCGCUCUCGAACACACGGCCACGGGUUGGCCAGCCGGAACCGAGUUCUCCUGUGUGCGUGUGUGCCAGGGUUGGUGCGCUCAUCGAUUUUUUUUUUCUUGCUCGGUUCGGUUGGUUCUCCCAUGUACCCGGGCGCUGGACGUUUGCAACUGAAAACGGCGUAAGGCACCGUGUUUGGGCAAGUCGUGCUAGAAUUUCGUGUCUUGCGGUGCAAGUGACGGUCAGUGAUGGUACUUGUGGCAAGUAUCGUAAGUGAAAAGCUACAAAAUAUUAUUGACUAAUAAUUUAUAGAAAUAACAAGACUGUCAUCUUAAACAUAACGAAAAGAACAAAAAAGAAACAGAAAAAAGUGUAAACAAACAAACAAGAGCAAGCUAAGGCGAUUUUCUACAAGCUUAGAGUGACAAAUGAAACUAGAGAAAAACAUUUGACAACUCAACAUUUAACAACCAGAUACCAGCUCAACUAAACAACAAAAGUAUAAAGUUUUAAAGGUGUCUAGGCUAGGGAAGUUUUGCCUCGAAAUCGAUUGCAAUACCCCCGACCACGAAGACUGCUUCCAAGAUGUCUAAGCAGGAUACGGCAACGUUCUUCUCGCAGGGCACAUCAGCACAGUUCGACUUCGUGCUGGCAUUGUAUCCAGAGGUGUUAAAGCUGAAAGCGGAAAACAAGUGCAAAAAACCGGACGAGUUAAUCCGACUGGACGACUGGUACCAGAACAAACUGCCCCAGCUGAUCAAAAAGCGUGGCAAGGAUCAGUUCAUCGUGCACGAGGAGCUGGUGAAAACCAUGAAAUGGAAACAAACUCGCGGCAAGUUCUACCCACAACUCUCCUAUCUGAUCAAAGUAAACACACCCCGAGCGGUGCAGGCGGAAACGAGAAAAGCUUUCCGUAAACUCCCGAACCUAGAGCAGGCUAUUACGGCGCUCUCGAAUCUGAAGGGCGUCGGCACAACGAUGGCGUCGGCAUUGCUUGCCGCUGCCGCACCCGAAACCGCCCCAUUCAUGGCGGACGAAUGUUUGAUGGCGAUACCCGAGAUCGAAGGCAUCGACUACACCACCCGCGAGUACAUGAACUUCGUGCAACACAUCCAGACCACGACCGAUCGAUUAAAUCGCGAAUGCCAUCCAGCAGACUGCGUGCCCGAACAGCCGACCGGUAGCGUCAAAGGGACCGGCAAUGGAACGGCGGCUAAAGAUGGCAACACAGACGACAGCAGUUCCGGCACAUCCGACGAGGACGACUCGUUAAGUGCAACACCUGCAAAAAAGAACAAACCCAACACGUCAAAGCCGGGACUGAAGGCACACGAGAAAAAAUGGUCGCCACACAAGGUGGAGCUCGCGCUGUGGACACAUUACGUUGCCAGUGAGUUACAGCCGGACUUGCUGGAGCACAUACCGGCAAACGGGAAGUCUUUCACCGAUACGGUAGAUCCCAACAGUCGUGCGUCACCCAGUAAUCCUGCCAAAUCGGAUGUAUCCAUGACAACAAACGGAAAUUCCACCAGCUUACCGAUGACGCAAAGCAACCAUGAGGAACCUUCCGAUGACAGUAACUGUGACACGGAGCACGAGAAAAGUGCACUCGGAUCGGACGAGUCCUCCAAGGAUAACAAGUUCGUGCUGGACAGUUUGGACGAUUGUACAAAGUCAGAGGACAGCAUGGAGCGGCAUAACGCCACUGGCCGAAAAUCACUUUCCGGCAAAACGCGAAGGAAGACCACGGUAAACAGUGGACGUUGCGCGAUGGCCAGCGAUGACUCGCUCAGCAGUCCUAAACCUUCGAUCGAGGGUAAAGAGAACAGUUCUGGGGAGGAAGAUAAUGAUGAAGAUGAAGAACACACGGUUCAACCUCCUAGCAAGAAGACGAAAGUUGACUAAAAGUCUUAAGGUGGUAACAAUUGCUGUAAGCAAUACUCUUUUUCUAUUCGCAAAACGAUACACUCGAGAUACCUGCAGCUUGUGAAGGUGAUGUGUACCGUUCCUUUGGCCUUUCUUCAUGGUUUAAUUAAUUUAUUCACUUUCUAAAAGUUGGGAUCGAAGAAUAAUGUCAUGUUUUCAGUUUAAAUAAAGUAAUGUUAGGUCUCUGCAGAAACCAAGCAAAAGCAUCAAUACUGUAGGUCUUUACUGCCAUAGACAUUCCACCACCUUUUACUUGAAUGAUUGUAGAUGUGUGUUGAAAAUCUAGCUGGUUUCUUCAACCGUACAUCUGAUUUAGUACAGGAAUUACUUGAAGGCGUUGAAAAAUUGCUAUAGAAUUUAUGUUAUGCUUAAGAAAUAUAACAUCGCAAAGCAUAUUUAAAAUGAAAAAAAUCAAUAUCGUGAAGUAUAUUUAAUAUUGCUUAAAUUUGAAUGUAUUGUCGAUUUUGUAUUUGCUUUUCAAGGAUUUCAGGACAAAGCUUCCGAUAAAAAGUCAUGAUGAGUUAUUUAUUUUAAAAAACUAUUCAAUAUCGCUUAUAAGUUUUAUGUAGUAGGUAUUCUGAAUGAAUAUACUUUUAUAUUGUAAUCCUUCAAAUGACGAUGCCAAUAUCAGUAAAAACUUACAUCUAGUUUCAUAGAAACUCCUAUCGUACCAAAUUCAGACUAUAUGGACAAAAUUCCAAAACACAAAGAACCGAUUGAGGUUAAAACUAUACCAUUCUGGCGAAAAAAGAGGUAACUUAUUUCCAAAUGCAAUUAUUAUGGUAGACAUCACAGCCGCAAGUACACACACACACAGACAUAUAAAACCAUUAGAAAAUAGAAAUCAAAAUAGUGUAAGCUGUUAGACAGAAUCAACACAAAAAUUGACAAAAAUGUAGAAAGUCCCUCUGAGAGCAAAAUUUAAACCCAAACCGUACAUAAGACAUGCUUUGAUAAAUCAGACGAACGCCGAGAAGUAUACAUAAAGCCUUUGACAAAAACCCGCCAAACAAAAGCCCUUACAGAAGAAAAAGUCAAGAAAAUACAAAUCAACGGCACGAAAAGGUAAACCAUGAUGAAGAACAAUUAAUUCUUGGCAAAAAGAUUGUAUUAAAACACAUCCAUACAGUAAAGGGCACAGUCACAUCAAGGAAACGUAUUAAUAAAACUGAUAUCAUACUUGAGAACUUAUAGAUGAGAUCGUAUUCUAUCUAAACGUA